Molecule: messenger RNA, 1665 nt
Organism: Laetiporus sulphureus 93-53
Lineage: Eukaryota; Fungi; Basidiomycota; Agaricomycetes; Polyporales; Laetiporaceae
Exons: 12
Coding region: 1-1665 (554 amino acids)
Source: RefSeq, a predicted model, not a curated record
AUGGUCCUUGUCCCACUAGCUCAUGAAGUAUCCCUCGGCCUUGACCCCUUCCGGACGAGCGCGCCAGUCGAAGGCAUCGGCGGCUGCUUGCUUAUCGCGCCGUACGAGACGACAUGCGCACCCAGCCCGAGUAGAGCGUCGUCGGUCCCGGGACGCAGUUCAACGGUAGACGCGGCGGCUACGCAAGUCAAUGAGGGCCUUGUCAUCGAGCUUGCUGUAAGGGAGGAGCAAGGCGCUAGGGUGCUGCUUCGGAGGAAGUCCGACUCUGGCGAGAUUGACGGUCCGAGCGAUGUGGAGUUCUACGUAGAGAACGCCCACCUCAACGAAAAUCGUUUGCUGGCUAAGCUCGAGGAGCUUUUCUCGACAACUCUUGGGCCAACCGUUACCGCAAACUCUGGAAGCCUUCGUUUACCUUCUAGCGAGAUUCGAGCGCUUUUGACCAGUGUGACGGAGCACUCCUCGGGUUCCUUGCAUGCAGAGACGAUAGCUACUCAUGUGCUACAGCUACUUCUCGUGAGAUGGCAGUCGGAGGAGGAUUCUUUGAAAGGCCUGGUUGACCUCCCAGCCGACACGAAUGGUGAAGACUUGGCAAUCGGUGGCAAAUGCGGAGAGGAUGGGGCAUCAUCCAUUACUCAUUCAAACUACGAGCGUGUCAUCCAGAAAAGACUAGAAAAUAUGGAUGCCGCAAUAUCAGAUCUAGACUGUGCAGUCUAUGAUAUCACGCAGAGCAUGAACGAACAUGAAGAAGAAGUAGACGGUCGUCAUCACGCUGUGAGACGACAUUUGAACGGGUUUGAGAGAAACCUAGCCCGACAACAAGCAGACAUUGACUCCAUGUCUAACGCAUCAGAAGUUUUAGGUGAACGGGUGGGAGCGAAAGAAGAGUGUAACGAUGAUCCUUCAGAUGAAUCGGCGAUGGAGAGACUAGAUCACCUUAUUCGCCAAGCUAGAUUGCAGCUUGGUGACUGUACCGGGUGCCUUUACCCCUCCAGUGUUCCAUCCAGUUCUAGUCGGCUAUUGAAGGAUCAAGCCACUGUUAUCAACAUGGCUCAACUCACGGAUCUUAUAGAACAGUACGUCACUAUUGGACGAAACCUCGAGUUACUUGCAGGCAACUUCAUUGAUCGUGCUGUGGGAACUCGAGAAUUCGAUGCGACGUCAACACUGCUGCUCACCAACAUCUCGCCAGGCGAUCAGGAGGGGGAAGAAUCAGCUCGUAUCGUUCAGCAUUCUCCGGUUGUUCAUCCCGUCACAUCGCAUGAAGCAGCACAGGCUGAUGCUAGUCGUGCCCGUGGAGACUGGGAUGCGCAUGCUGAUAAACGGGACCAUGAGGUGAUUCAUGAUUCAAUUCGUAAUGAAGGGAUCGUCAAGGACAGCCUAGCGGUUUACCGACUUGUAUCCAAGAAGUGCUACCAAGUCAUUUUCAUGGCCUUGAAUAUCCAAGGGCCCAAGAACUGCUACGUAAAUAUCGCUAGGAGUCGUGGAAUCGCAGGCUCCACGUGGGUUCUUGGACAUCGCACUUACAGAGAAUGCUGUGCACCCAUCUCGCCAAUGCACUCAUACCCGACUUCAGUGUGGGGAAUUGGGGUGGUGAGGCCGCUUCUGCGGGGGUCAGCCGGCAGGGACGUGGGCCGCGUGCAGGUCGGACGUGGAGAAGCAUUCUGA